This is a messenger RNA of Periconia digitata, 1395 nucleotides long. Lineage: Eukaryota; Fungi; Ascomycota; Dothideomycetes; Pleosporales; Periconiaceae. The record is from the annotation of a GenBank genome assembly.
AUGUCGUCUACGAAACAAGUAGCAGAGAACAUGCUAUGGGGAGGUCGUUUCACUGAGGGCCUUGACCCCGUCAUGGAGCAGUACAAUACAUCCCUUCCCUACGACCGUCGCUUUUAUGCCGAGGACAUUGCCGGUUCCAUUGCCUUCGCUCGCGCAAACAUGAACAAUGGUGUUCUCACGAAAGACGAGUUCGCUGCGAUCGAGAAGGGCUUCGCGCAGAUUAAGGAGGAAUGGGCCAAUAACUCAUUCAAGGUCCAGCCCAAUGAUGAAGAUAUCCAUACAGCGAACGAGAGACGGCUUAGCGAAGUCAUUGGGAAAGAGAUUGGUGGGAAACUGCACACGGGACGAAGCAGGAAUGAGCAGGUAGUUACAGAUAUGCGUCUGUGGUUGAGAGAGGAGUUGAGGACCCUUGAAGGCUACCUCACCCAACUCAUUCAGACAAGCGUUCAACGAGCAGAAGCAGAAAUCGAUGUCUUGAUGCCCGGUUACACCCACCUUCAGAAAGCGCAGCCGAUUCGAUGGUCUCACUGGGUACUUUCCCAUGCUACUGCUUUCGCUGACGAGCUCCGACGCCUUCGCGAGGUUGUGAAACGUGUAAAUCGCUCUCCACUCGGCUGUGGUGCCCUUGCGGGUAACCCCUUCAACAUCGACCGCGAGGCUAUGGCCAAAGAACUCGGUUUCGAAGGAGUUCUCCCCAACUCUCUCAACGCUGUUGGUGAUCGCGACUUCGUUUUCGAGACUUUGCAGUGGGGAUCUAGCUUUAUGCUAAAGCUCUCUCGAUGGGCCGAGGAUUUGAUCAUCUACUCAAGUCUGGAGUUUGGAUUCGUAAGGCUCGCAGAUGCUUACUCAACAGGGAGCUCUCUGAUGCCGCAAAAGAAGAACGCAGACUCGUUGGAGCUGAUUCGCGGCAAGAGCGGAAGGGCAUUUGGACACAUGGCUGGCCUCUACGUCACCAUCAAAGGACUGCCAACAACUUACAACAAAGAUCUCCAAGAAUCUGUAGAGCCUCUCAUCGAUCACAUCAAAACGGUCGGGGAUUCUAUGCAGAUUGCUACUGGAGUUCUCUCCACGCUCAAGAUCAGCCCAGAGAAGAUGAUGGCAGCUUUGGCACCCGAGAUGCUCGCUACCGAGUUUGCAGACUAUCUUGUCCGCAAAGGUGUUCCCUUCCGCGAAGGCCAUCACAUCUCUGGCCGUGUCGUUGCGCUGGCUGAAGACAACAAUGUGCCGAUGGAUAAGCUGAGCGUGGAGCAACUGAGAGCCAUUGAUUCCCGGUUAGGAGAUGACGUUGUCGAAUGUCUUGAUUAUGAGCGAGCAGUGGAGCUCAAGAACGCUCCCGGAGGAACGAGUAAAAGUGCCGUUAGGGAGCAGAUCGAGAAGUUGAAGCAGCAGCUUUAG